UCCAUAGAUGUAUCUCUUUGUGAAGGGAACAAAAACAAAACACAGAAGAAAAAGUCAUUACAAAUACGAGUGAUAAGAAGAAAUCAUUAUUUUGAUCUUUUCUUUUUUUUCUUUUGGUGUUUGUACUCACGAAUUUCCAGGGAGAAACAAGUAUAAACCGUUGAAGAAGAAAAGAUGGCAUCCAAGGAUAACUACGAAGAAGCCAUUGCUGGACUCACCAAGCUUCGAAGUGAUAAUACGAGUCUAAAGGCAGUUGCCGCGGUGAAGAACGAACAGAUAACAGUUGAUCUACUACAGACUAGUACCAACGUUAAAGAUUUCUGCCCAAUUAACCGGAUGAAAACUGGAUUCUUCCAGUUCAAAAAGGAAAAAUACGAGACUGAUCCAGAACUGUAUGGGGAACUUUCCAAGGGUCAAAGUCCCAAGUUCAUGGUGUUUGCAUGCUCAGACUCUCGGGUGUGCCCUUCACACAUCUUGGGAUUCCAACCAGGAGAGGCUUUUAUUGUUAGAAACAUUGCCAACAUGGUUCCACCCUAUUGUCAAUCAAAGUACUCUGGAGUUGGAGCUGCCAUAGAAUAUGCUGUCUUGAUUCUCAAGGUUGAACACAUUGUAGUGAUUGGACACAGCUGCUGUGGCGGAAUUCAAGGACUUAUGGCUCUUUCUGAGGAUGGCUCCACUUAUACUGAUUUCAUCGAAGAGUGGGUCAAGAUCGGUUUACCAGCCAAGUCCAAGGUUAAGGCUGCAGGCAGUAAUGCACCAGUUUCAGACCUUCACGAGCAGUGUGAGAAGGAGGCGGUGAAUGUAUCACUUGGGAACCUUCUGACAUACCCAUUCGUGAGAAAUGCAUGCAUUAACAAAGUAUUAACGUUGAAGGGAGGUCACUAUGAUUUUGUCAAGGGAUGUUUUGAGCUCUGGGACUCCGAGUUUGGACUCUCCUUUACUUCCACUGUACAAUACUUUUUGUCAAGUGACGUAGCCAUAAUUUUUCUCAAAUGGCGGUUAGUUUAUACUAAAAGUCCAUAAUUAUUUUUAUUCUUUUUACCAGAAGAAUACGUUAGAUCAGAAGAAAACUGUACC
Papaver somniferum (opium poppy) is the source of this 1077-nucleotide messenger RNA. Its product is annotated as carbonic anhydrase 2-like. Gene Ontology annotation, molecular function: carbonate dehydratase activity; zinc ion binding. The transcript is spliced from 9 exons. The record is from RefSeq and is a predicted model, not a curated record. Lineage: Eukaryota; Viridiplantae; Streptophyta; Magnoliopsida; Ranunculales; Papaveraceae. The coding region runs from base 175 to 1023 and encodes 282 amino acids. Gene Ontology annotation, biological process: carbon utilization.